AUAGAUUAUCUCCACCAAACAAAGUGUCUGCCACUUACGCUUGGGCCCAUAUGCAACUCUCUCCGCGGCUCCUCUGCUUCUUUUUGUAUCGGAAGCACAGCAUCGCCGUCACUUUCACCAACGAUGCCACUGCGCUGACAGCACAGAGCCGGAGCGCCGCGUCUACAGUUGCUGUUCCAUCCUCCUGCACCCGUCCCCUUCUCCCCCCCUCCCCAAAUCAAGAGCCAAGAGAGAGACCUUUUAAAACAAAACGCUGCCUUUUUUCUGACACCGGAACAGUUCGAUUUGAUGCUUAUUGAUGAAUGGUCUCGUCAGCAUUCUGCCAAAAUAACACACCGAGUUGGGAGCGACGCAGAACAAACCUCGAUGAUGGAAGAUCCAAAUGCUCACAAGGGGUUUUGGGAGAGCGAUGCAAGCAGGGCCGUUCAGCAGUGUCUAACCGACAUUUUCACCAGCGUCUAUACAACCUGUGACAUUCCGGAAAAUGCCAUCUUUGGGCCCUGCGUACUGAGCCACACGUCCCUCUAUGACAGCAUCGCUUUCAUUGCUCUGAAGUCAGCCGACAAAAGGACGGUGCCCUACAUUUUUAGGGUGGAUACAUCAUCGGCAAACGGCUCCUCCGAGGGUUUAAUGUGGCUCAGGCUGGUCCAGUCGGCCAGAGAUAAAGAAGAACAGAAUCUCGAAGCCUAUGUGAAGAACGGCCAGCUGUUUUAUCGGUCAUUGAGGCGGAUUGAUAAAGACGAAGAAUUACUUGUGUGGUAUGGAAAAGAACUGCUGGAACUGCUCCUUCUCUGCAACGUCAGAGCGCCAGCCAAAAUGAACGGAGCCUCGCCGUACACAUGCCUGGACUGCAGCCAGCGGUUCCAAUGUGAAUACCCCUUUCUAGCUCACCUGAGAUUCCGCUGUCAGAAGCGAAUGGGUUGCAUUGCCUCAGAUGAGAACGUUAAAAGCGGCGAAGACCGUGACCACGUUGUUGCCGUGGAGUCAAGUGUCAAAUUCGGCCGAUCGGAGCGCCAAUCAGUCUUCACCAAUGUAGAAAACAGCAAACCUACGACGGAUUUCCACAAUCUCGCCAGGGACAUGGAAAAUCCAAGGGAAGACGCUAGGAAUCGCCGGGAAGCUGAAAGCAUAAAUGAAAAUAAAAGGAAGUACGACGAAAUGGAAAAGAAUGACGAUAUAAUGCACGAUACAAAAAUGGCAGACAGAUCACAGCCUACUCCGAGAGAGAAGCUCCCUUGUCCUUCCCAGCAGUUCAGAGGGAGCUAUUUCAGUCUGAGAGAAAAUGGAAGGUUGAUGACAUCCAGCCCAGAGUCUACGGAUGCUAAACAGAGCGCCUUCAACGAGGUGAGGAGAACUUCACUUUCCCUUAAACAGACAACAAAGGAUCACGCUCCUGAAACAGAUAACAAGAAUGGCUCAGUGGCCAACACCGGCCCAGCGGAGAAGCCAGUGGACAUUAAAUCAGUCCUGACUGAAACGCAGGCCCCUUCUUGUCUGGACAACAUUGCCAUGGGAAGCGCGUUCAGGAGCGUCUCUCAGCUCUGUGCAACGGAAGAGAGGAAGAGCGCGUUCUCUCAACCGGCCAGAUCAUUUGCACAGUUGCCCCCACUCCUGGUGUCCCAAAAGGUGAUCCCUGGUUUAGAGUGCCACCCCGGCGUUGGCGAUUCUGGCAGACUUUAUCAGGCGAAUGCACUGGCUGCAAAGCUCCAAAGUGCAGACGUUAACGGCAGUUGUAAUCUGCAAGGAGGCCUUGCUAAACAAAGUCCUUUCAUCUAUGCUACUGCCUUCUGGCCAAAGGCCGCUGGGCCCAUUCAGCUGCAAGUUCCGUCCGCUCUGACCCUUCUUCCUCCUUCCUUCACAUCCUUUUGUUUACCUGCACAAAACUGGUGUGCCAAAUGCAACGCUUCUUUCAGAAUGACGUCCGAUUUAGUGUACCACAUGCGAUCUCAUCACAAAAAAGAAUAUGCCAUGGAGCCUUUAGUGAAAAGACGAAGAGAAGAAAAACUUAAAUGUCCCAUUUGCAAUGAAUCCUUUAGGGAACGCCAUCAUCUUUCCCGGCACAUGACGUCUCAUAACUGAAUAAACUUUAUGCCCGAUUGUAAUACUAAUUUAAUAUACAGACAAACUAAGGGAAGGGGUGAUUGUGAUGACACCUUUACAUUUGCCAUUUUGUAACUAUGAACAACAGUGAAACAAAUGCAUUUUGUCAGAAAUUUAUUUCAGUUUAAAUACUUUAGGUGCUUAUGGUAGCUUGGCAGAGGAAUAUAUGAUAUUAUCAUAUUUAAGUAAAUAAUUUUAUUUUAGAUAAAUAAAAGGUAAAAGAAUGGAUCUUGUCUAAUUGACUUCAUUAAGGCACUUCAGUGUCACCAUUAAACAAAUAUGAGCGGUUUAUCCGUAGGAGAUGCAGAGCUGAUGACAGAAUAGAUGCAUGUAAAACGCGUAAAAUUAUGAACACCAAAAUGCAGGUGGGACAGUGCGGAAUAUGUGUUGUUUUUGUAAAUAUUUUCGUUUAUAAAACAAAUCAAAUGUACUAUUUUGUGCCAGUGUAAAAAAAGUCUUAAUAGUUAUUGUGU
Molecule: messenger RNA, 2573 nt
Organism: Hypanus sabinus (Atlantic stingray)
Lineage: Eukaryota; Metazoa; Chordata; Chondrichthyes; Myliobatiformes; Dasyatidae
Gene: prdm8b
Product: PR domain containing 8b
Exons: 5
Coding region: 289-2079 (596 amino acids)
Biological process (GO): regulation of DNA-templated transcription
Cellular component (GO): nucleus
Molecular function (GO): protein binding
Source: RefSeq, a predicted model, not a curated record